Molecule: messenger RNA, 2802 nt
Organism: Clupea harengus (Atlantic herring)
Lineage: Eukaryota; Metazoa; Chordata; Actinopteri; Clupeiformes; Clupeidae
Gene: hfm1
Product: helicase for meiosis 1
Exons: 28
Coding region: 1-2802 (933 amino acids)
Molecular function (GO): ATP binding; nucleic acid binding
Source: RefSeq, a predicted model, not a curated record
AUGCUUACUGGCACAUCUGGGCCCGGAAGGCUUCGCUCAGUGACAGAAAUACCUGCAAGAUUCAGAUGUAUUUUCAGUCAGUUUCCCUAUUUCAAUCAUGUGCAGUCAAAGGCUUUAGAUGAUAUUUUGUAUACCAAUAGAAAUUUAGUUGCCUCUGCCCCCACGGGGUCGGGGAAAACUGUGCUCUUUGAGUUGGCUAUCAUCCGAUUACUCAUGGAGUCUACUGAACCCUGGCAGAAUGUCAAGGCAGUCUACAUGGCACCUAUGAAAGCCCUUUGUAGUCAGCAAUAUGAAAACUGGAACGAAAAGUUUGGACGUUUAGGACUGAACUGCAAGGAGUUAACUGGAGACACAGAGAUUGACGACAUCUUCGAGAUUCAAAAUUCUCAUCUCAUCAUGACAACACCGGAAAAAUGGGACAGCAUGACAAGGAGGUGGAAGGACAGCUGCCUUUUACAGCUGAUACAGCUGUUUCUUAUUGAUGAGGUACACGUGGUAAAGGACACUCAACGUGGAGCUACAUUGGAGGCAGUCAUCAGUAGAAUGAAAGCCAUGAACACUUGCCGUGUGUUUGAAGAUCAAAGGCCAAACAUGAACACAAGAUUUGUGGCUGUUUCUGCAACCAUCCCAAAUAUUUCAGAUAUUGCAUGCUGGUUAUCUGACAGUGUGGGGCCUGCAACUUCCCUCGAAAUGGAUGAGAGCUACAGGCCAGUUAAACUCAGGAAAGUGGUGUUGGGUUUUCCGUGUUCCAACGGUCAAAAUGAUUUCAAGUUUGAUCUGUCCCUUAACUACAAAAUGGCCAACAUCAUUCGGACCUAUUCAGACCAGAAACCAUCACUUGUGUUUUGUUCUACAAGAAAAGGAGUUCAACAGUCAGCAGACGUACUUGCAAGGGAUGCCAGAUUCAUGAUGAGCAUUGAUCAUAAAGAAAGACUGAGGAAAUAUGCAGAUUCUUUAAUGGACUCAAAACUAAGAGAUUUAGUUUUGUAUGGUGUUGCAUAUCAUCAUGCAGGCAUUGAUAUAUCGGACAGGAAAGUGAUUGAAAAUGCUUUUGCUAAGGGAGAUCUGCCUGUACUUUUCACUACAAGCACUUUAGCAAUGGGAAUGAACCUUCCAGCUCAUCUAGUGGUGAUCAAAUCCACGGCCCACUACGUAGGGGGCGCAUGCGAGGAGUACAGCGAGACAGAUAUUCUUCAGAUGAUUGGUAGAGCAGGCAGACCACAGUUUGACACCUCAGCAACUGCAGUGAUUAUGACAAAAUUACAAACAAAAGACAAAUACACCAACAUUUUAAGUGGAGCGGAGACUAUCGAGAGUGGCUUGCACUUAAACUUGCUGGAACAUCUGAACGCCGAGAUAGUUCUUCACACAAUCUCUGACGUAAACAUGGCACUGGAUUGGAUCCGCUCCACAUUCCUGUAUAUCCGCACCAUGAAAAAUCCUACAUACUAUGGGCUCUCCUUUGAGCUGGAUAAAGGUGGAAUUGAAGCCAGAUUGCAAGAUCUGUGCUUGAAAAAUUUGAAGGCACUGUCUGAUGUUGGUCUUAUCACCAUGGACGAGGAUAUCAACAUCAGACCAACAGAAACGGGAAAACUGAUGACAAGAUACUGUGUGGCGUUUGACACCAUUAGGCAUUUCACAAGUAUGUCCGGCAUGGAGACUCUGUCUGAUUUGGUUACCAUGGUAUCUAAGAGUAAGGAGUUCAGUGAUGUACAGCUGAGAGUGAAUGAGAAACGAAUCCUGAACACAUUGAAUAAGGAUAAGAACAGGACUACCAUCAGGUUUCCUAUGGAGGGAAAGAUAAAAAACAAUGAAAUGAAAGUAAACUGCCUGAUCCAGGCCCAACUAGGUUGCAUUCCUGUCCAGGAGUUUGGACUUUCCCAAGAUAUGAGCAAAAUAUUCAAAAAUGGUGUCCGAGUGAGCAAAUGUCUUGCAGAGUUUUUGAGCCACCUUCCCCAGAAUAAUUGUUCUGCCCUGCUCAACGCAUUGACACUGGCAAAGUGCUUUCGGGCAAAGCUGUGGGAAGACUCUCCUUAUGUCUCCAGGCAGUUGGAUAAAAUUGGGUUGUCCCUGGCAACAGCCAUGGUGAAUGCAGGACUGACAACAUUCAAAAAGAUUGAGCAGACUAAUGCCAGAGAGCUGGAACUGAUUGUGAACAGACAUCCGCCUUUUGGAAACCAAAUCAGAGAAAGUAUACUUGCACUACCAGAGUACGAGCUUCGCCUGGAACAGCUUCCAGUGUACAGCACCUCAGUGGGAGAAAUUUCAGUUACUGUGAACAUGAACAAUUUUGAUCAGCUGAAUGCAAAAAAAAUGCCUCUGGACCACCAUUAUGUGACAGUCAUCAUUGGAGAUUGUGACAAUAAUGUGGUGUUCUUCCAAAAACUCUCCAAUACAGCGUUUUUGAAAUCAGGGACUUGGUCAAAGAAAAUUUACAUUGCAAGAGCUUCCAAAGGGGAGGAAAUCAGCAUACAUUUAAUAAGCUCAGAAUAUGUGGGACUAGAUAUUCACCAGGAAUUCAGUGCAAUUUUCUCUGCAAAACCAUUUGGAGUUGAACAUUGUGGCCCAGAGAGCAUGACUACGGACAGUUCAGCCUUAGGGACACGAGGCUUCAGUCAAGAGCAUAGAGCACAGGUCACAACUCACACAACACAUUUCAACUGCACAGAUGCUUUACAUAAAGAUUCCUCAAAGCUGAAAACAGAAAAGCGACGAUGCAACCACUUCUGUAAGAACAAGGAGCAGUGCGGCCACGACUGCUGUGCUCCGAUCACAAUUGGACAGCUCUCAGUCCAGCUGUGA